AUGUCGGCACCAACAGGCCCAGAAGGGGCAGCACAGGAACCCAACCUACUGAUUCCCAAGCAACCAACCCGAGACUCAGUGGUCUAUGCCGACAGCAUUCCUAUUCCCCGCGGCAAGGACAGGCGCAUUUACCUGCGCGCUCCGGUAGAAAGUGGAAACUGGGAGCAAGCGGACUACGCCGAGCGCUUCAGAUUUGUCUCGAAUGAGUUGAAGAGGGCUGUCGAUGAAGACCCCUGCGUCCGAGAUCGAGCGUGUGUAAUAUCGUACAGUCUUUUGAUGACCGGCAAAACCCCAGAAGAGGCCGAGCCAAGCAUCGUUGUCACCUGCUUUGACAGGGAUUUCAAUGCCCUCCGAGCACUGUUCAAGGGCCGCUUGCAGGACAGACUUUAUUCUGGAAAAAAGUCGAAACCUUAUCACCUUUUCCGUAAAGAGGGAGUACCACCGCUUCGACUCGUGUUCUACCAAACGCCACGGGGCCCCAUCACCCGCGCUGCGGCUUCCGGACUCUUGAAGGCCCGUCCCAACACCCCCCUGACUCUGUGCGGCGCUCUCUUCUAUUCACCUAGCCUUGACCGGACGGCCACGCUCGGUCUCUGUAUAUACGCUGACGGAGUUGAGCUUGCCCUGACCGUCGACCAUCUCUUUACGACAAACGUGCCACGGUCGAACGAAUGUUUAGAUACUGCCUCCGAAGUAUCCUUGGGAAGAUCAAGCGACUCGGAUGUCUCGACGCUCAAUGAUGAGGAUAUGGAAGAGCUCGGUAAUUUAUACUAUCUUGAUGACAGCGAAGAGUACCUCGAUUACGAUCCGCCUCCUGAUAUGGAGCCAUUCAUUCAGGGUGACAUCCAGGUUCCCAACUCCCCGCAGGCGUCAGAACUUGAAGAUAACACGACGCAAGAUUGGAUAGGUUGUAGAGUUGAGGGCUCGGUGGACCUUGAUCCUACUGCUCCCUACUUGGACUGGGCACUCGUCAAACAGCAGGAACCUGUGAAGCCGAUAGGCUCUGGCAAUAUAAUCUUUCCCAAAGGCCUUUAUGGAUCUCACAUCAUGCUGAGACAGGUUGCACGGGAGCCCCGGUGUCAUUUGGCACCUGUGUAUCUCAUCUCCGGAUUGCGGGGGGUGAUAUCCGGGCAAAUCAUGUCAAUCCCGACGAUGAUCGGGUCUGCGCCUGGCAAAGACCUGUGCGAAGUCUGGACAGUGAUACUCGACUCCGGGUUUGGCUCUGGUCUUGCCAAGGGUGAAUGUGGUUCGGCAGUUGUUGACCAAGAGACCAGAGAAGUCUACGGCCACGUAAUUGGCACCAGCCCGCUUGGGUUUGUCUAUGUUUCUCCGCUUAUGCAGGUAAUGAAGCAAAUCAAGGUUUCUUUUGAUGUCAACGAAGUUGGCAUCACACCACCGACUGAGCCGGCUCCUGUGCCCAGCAACGAGACCCAGCAAGAGGAGGUUCCACAAGACGGAGGAUUAUCGUCAACUCGCAAGAUUGCGACUGGUGUCUGUCUGGAUGCUCCCAGCAAAGAAGAUACGCCGAAACAGGCUGUCGAGAACGCCAAACAUGCCCUAUCCGGGGAACAGACGGAGCCACGCGAUCCGGAUUGCGCCACAGCCGAAACAGGGGAUCAGUUGCCCGCCGCUCUGGUGCAAAUUCCCAGUAUAUCAGUAAAUGAUACACCAGUGUUCGGGUAUGAUUCUCCAAGCAUGGACGCUCAGUUGCGCAAAGCAAUGGUCCAAGGGGAAAGGGGGCGAUUUCUCCCGGACGGCGAACUCAAUACCAUCAUCACUAAAGAGUCAGUUGCAAGGCUGCUCCUUCAGUCAGCAGACUGGAAGCGAAUAGACUCUGCAUAUCAGGUUGCCUCAUCGCCAAACUCCAACCUUCAUGCCAUUGUCGAAAGGGUCUGCGGCAGUUUCAAGAGGGUAUUUGCUCUGCUGGUUCUCAUGAAAAAAGCGCAAACGAUCACAGAGUUUCUCCAAGAGGAAGUCUGUGAUAUCGAUUUGCCACUAUCCUGCGAGUGGUCGAACGAACACCUUUUUCUAUAUCGCAGGACCGACCCAGGCCUCCCUUUGGCUUGUGUACGAGAGUGGUAUGACUAUGAAAUAGAGUACUUCACAGAUCGACAAUGGGCCGUAUUGGCCCCGAUCUUUGCCGACCAUCAGACGCCGUACGAGCUAAGCGACCAUGCAAUACUUCCCUUCGUUGCCGAGGACUCGUAUUCUCGUAACGAGGAAGUGUUCGGUGGAUACUCUAGCGUGCGGAAAGUCAAAAUUCACCCAGACCACCAUCGUUUCGCCAAGUACACGCCGGGGAACAACAGCUUUGCAAUGAAAGCAUUACAUUCCACGUCUGCAGAAACAUUUCACAGGGAAGCCAAUUUAUUGAAAAAGUUCCGUGAGGGAGAUUUAUUGGGAUUCUGGAAGGAAUUCCACCCUCAGCCGCCCAAAGCGGACUACAAGAUGACUCUCUGGGUUGCGGAGCAGUGCGCCGGCAUUGCUCAAGCGUUGGCAAAGAUUCACUCGAGCGAUGAACCCCUGGACGCAGAGGAGUCAUCGCAGGAUACCGCGGAAAGAAGAUAUGGGCGCCAUGGGGAUAUCAAACCGGAAAAUAUUCUCUGGUUCAAAGGGCCACGAUAUCCUGAUGACCAUGGAUCUCUCGUCCUCGGCGACUUCGGCCUAGGCAAACUCCAUACCAAGAUGAGCAGGUCCAUGUCUAACGACCGGAGAUACAAUCUGGCGGGCACCGACACGUAUAACCCGCCAGAAUUUGAAAUGACCCAUGGCACUAUUAGUAGGGCCUCAGAUAUCUGGUCUCUCGGAUGUGUAUAUCUGGAGUUCAUCACGUGGUAUUUGGGAGGCUGGAAGUCCGUUUUGGAAUCCUCUGAUGAAAGAUACGCCAAAACUAGGCAUCUGCCCUGGCUUUACACUGACGCCUACUAUUCAAUUGACUGGGAGGACGAGCCACCGGUGGCCAAGGUGAAGCCAGCAGUGCAACGUGCAAUCUCGAGGCUCCGUGUGGACGGGGAAAGCACUCAAUUCGUCCACGACUUUUUGGAUAUAAUAGAGUUGCACAUGCUCCGAGUUAGUCCCAGCGAGCGCAUCAAGGCUGACAGUCUUGCUACGCGGCUUAGGGAUCUUUGGAGCCGGUGCCAGAUCAACCAUGAUGGCUCCGAUAUCACCACGGAGAAAGACAGGUCCGAUCCGGACAUACAGUGA
This is a messenger RNA of Canariomyces notabilis, 3204 nucleotides long. Its product is annotated as kinase-like protein. Gene Ontology annotation, biological process: peptidyl-threonine phosphorylation; peptidyl-serine phosphorylation. Lineage: Eukaryota; Fungi; Ascomycota; Sordariomycetes; Sordariales; Chaetomiaceae. Gene Ontology annotation, molecular function: protein serine/threonine kinase activity; ATP binding. The record is from RefSeq and is a predicted model, not a curated record. Bases 1 to 3204 code for a protein of 1067 amino acids. The transcript is spliced from 6 exons.